This is a messenger RNA of Lampris incognitus (smalleye Pacific opah), 4188 nucleotides long. RefSeq names its product transmembrane channel-like 6b (gene tmc6b). The transcript has 21 exons. Gene Ontology annotation, molecular function: mechanosensitive monoatomic ion channel activity. Gene Ontology annotation, cellular component: plasma membrane. Lineage: Eukaryota; Metazoa; Chordata; Actinopteri; Lampriformes; Lampridae. The coding region runs from base 183 to 2732 and encodes 849 amino acids. The record is from RefSeq and is a predicted model, not a curated record.
GCGUGUCUAAGCGAAGGCACGGCAGCAGGUUUGACAGGUCGUGUGACGAGGUAAGAGUCAUAAACACCAUGCCUGGGGAGUAAAGGGCAGGUUUGAGCAGAUGAGGGUGUGAUCCCUCUGUGAUAGGUUGACUGGGACUGCUGCCAGACAGAUCACAAGUGACAGACAGGCAAACAGGAAGAAUGUCUCACAAUGUUAACUUGGAUCUGCAACUGCACCACCUAGAAGCUGGACUGGAGAGUCCGCUUGAUGAGGAAGGGGUUCAUGACUCAUUCAGUCAGCUGAUAGCAGAGCAGACGCAGGAUAAAGGACUGUCAGAAGCACAGGAGCUGCAACAGCUACAGAGAGAUUUAGAAGAGGAGGGUGAAGAUGGUGUGGCCCACCUGUCCAGUCAAGGACAUGAUGUCUGGGGAGGGAGGCUUAGGCAGAUGGAAGCAGAUGAGGAGGGGGAGGAGGCAGACCAGUACGAUCCCUUCAUUGGUGAACGUUGGUCCUCAGCCACCUUGAAAAUCCUGUCCUCCAUGCCCAGUCGCACUAUCGGCCGCAAUAGGGGUGCCAUCAUCUCUCAGUAUUACAACAGGACCAUGCAGCUCAGGAGACGCAGGCAGAGCAGACCACCCAUUCAAGACCUCUCCCGCUCAGCCAGACCCAGCAUACGAGGCUAUGGAGUGGAGUCGGACAGCAUAGAGGCCGACGAAGAGGUGAGCAAAAGGGACCGCCUGGUGAACAACCUACAGAACCUGUCAGUGAGUGACAGGGUCAGGAUGCUCAGAGCCAUGCCCCUCAGUGUAGCGGAGAAGAGCGAACUCAGGAGGUUAGCAUUACGAAAAGGCAGGCGGUCAUUGUCUCGCAGCCAGAUCCCCUGUUGCAGUCAACUCAAGUAUUACAUCAUCAUCGCUGUGAGACAGAGUUGGUACAGCUGGCUGUCCUUCCUGCACUCCCUUCAGCUGUGGCAGGUGGCGCUCAAGAGAGUGAGCGGGCGUUUUGGCACCGGCGUCCUCUCGUACUUCCUAUUCCUCAAGACCCUCCUCUUUUUCAACCUCUUCCUCUUCCUGGUGACUAGUGUGUUUCUUGUGCUGCCCCAGGCUGUUCAUCCUCCUAAACUGCCCCAGAGCCAAGUCUCUUUCACUGGUCUGGAGGUCUUCACCGGCCAGGGCUACUUUUCGAACUCUGUGAUGUACUAUGGCUACUACAGUAACUUCACUCUCAACAAGAGCUGCCGUGGUGGUAGCCAAGGGCAAAAUUCCACUGUGCUCAACACCACAAGGUUAGAUUGUGGGUCACCGCGCCUUUCCUACAACAUGCCACUGGCGUACUUCUUCACCAUAGGAAUGGCAUUCUUCAUCACAUGCAUCAUCCUUGUAUACAGCAUGUCACAUUCCUUCGGCCAGAGUUUUCGUAUUCAGCAGUCUCAUGGUUUGUUGGCCAUGAAGGUCUUCUGCUCCUGGGACUUUAAGGUCAUCAAGAAGACCUCUGUCAAGCUCAUGUCUGGGAACAUCUGCACCCAGCUGAAGGAGCUGCUGGCAGAGGUGAAUCAUAAGCAUGUCAAAAAGUCGGUGUGCCAGAGGCUGUGGAGGUUGACUGUCCACGGCCUGGCUUGGGUUAUUUGCAUAGGCAGCACAGUAGCCUGUGUGCUGGCUAUUUACUACUUCUCUGAAGAAAUGCACAAGGACCUCCAACAAAGGACGCGUUCCAGCAAUGAAGACCCCAUGUUAAAGGAAGCCAGCCUGCUGGCUCUCCCUGUGGUGGUGUCCCUCAUCAACCUGCUGCUGCCAGGCCUGUUCAACUUAGCAGCCUGGAUGGAAGAGUACGACUCGCCCAGUAUACGCACACACGUUGCCAUCUUCAGAAACCUGAUGCUGAAAGUGAGCGUGCUCGGAGUGCUUUGCUACCACUGGCUGGGUAGAGUGGCUGUUGAACCAGAGAGUAUUGGCCUGCAGUGUUGGGAGAGUUUUGUCGGACAGGAACUUUAUCGUUUUCUGCUCAUGGACUUCAUCUUCACUGUGCUGGACACCUUUUUCGGGGAGUUUCUCUGGAGGUUGUUUUCAGAGAGGGCAUUAAAUAGAAGGAGAAAGCCAGUGUUUGACAUUGCCAGGAACGUCCUGGAACUCAUCUAUGGACAGACAUUAGCUUGGUUGGGUGUUCUCUUCACUCCUCUUUUGCCUGUAGUUCAGGUUGUCAAACUCCUGCUGCUCUUCUAUAUCAAGAAGGGAAGUGUGAUGCUUAACUGUCAGGCUCCAAGGAAGCCGUACAGAGCCAGCCAGAUGACCACUGUCUUCAUCACUCUGCUCUGCUUCCCCUCUUUCCUGGGUGCCUCUGUGUGUGUCACAUACACUAUGUGGCGCAUCACUCCCUCCUCAUCCUGCGGGCCCUUCCAGGGUCUCCGCACCAUGUUCCAGUCUGGGAAGCGUUGGGUUGAAGAGCUGGAGAGAGGGAACCGGAAACUGAGCUGGCUGGUCUGGGUGCACACCUAUCUGGUGGAAAACCCAGUUUUUCUUUUUGUGGCUGCAGGCAUCUUUUUGCUAGUCAUCUAUUUCCACACGCAGGUGGUGGAUGGCCAGAGGAAGAUCAUCAGCCUGCUACAGGAGCAGAUGGAAAAUGAGGGGGAGGAUAAGAAGUUUCUGAUAACCCGCCUGCAGGCCAUCCAUGAGCGGAAGCACACAUCUCCUCGCCACCUCACCAGGCAGGUGGGUCUAAACACUCUGGGGUUCCUUACAGUGGCUCUGAUUUGAGGGUUGAUGCAAAUAUGUGACUCUGCCUGUUAAGAUCCCACACGUUCUCCCAUUAGCUGAAGCUAUCUUCUUACCACAAUUUGAGGAUCUUCUUUUAUAGUAUCAUUGUAAUACAACUGGAAACAAAAACUGGAUACUUAAUGGCUUCUUAAUCCUUCCGCCAGCAGUUAAAUUAGAAACUACAACUCCCCUGCAAUUGAAUUCAUGACUUUUUUUUAUAUUUGAAAUCAUUGUAAAAUUGGGGCGUCUGGGUGCCAACCUGGGGAUCGGUGCUUUGAAUCCCCGUGUUGCCUCCGACUUGGUCGGACGACCCUACAAACACAAUUGACUGUGUCUGCGGGUGGGAAGCCGGAUGUGGCUAUGUGUCCUGGUCGUUGCACUAGUGCCUCCUCUGGUCGGUCGGGGUGCCUGUUCUGGAGGGAGGAGGAACUAGGGGGAAUAGCAUGAUCUUCCCACGCGCUACGUCCCCCUGAGGAAGAAUGUUGUAGUCUGCAGCCCUCCCCGGAUCGGCAGAGGGGGUGGAGCAGCGACCAGGACGGCUCGGAAGAGUAGGGUAAUUGGCCGGAUACAAUUGGGGAGAAAAAGAAACGACGACAACAAAAAAAUUAAAAAUUGGGAGUGGAGCGUGGAAGGUAGGGAAGCUAAAUAUCUCAUAGGAAACAACCACUGAGUUUAUGUCUUCAUAUUAACGCCCAGCUGUCUUUGGUAUAGUCUACUGUUUGAGAGGACGUUCAUGCUCUUAAAGUAAUCCUUCAUAGCGUCAAAGUGGUGGUGGAUAUAAUUACUUUUUUUUUUUUUUUUUAGUCCAGUGCUUUGAGCAAGGAGGGAUUGGAUUUGAGGGAAUCAAAGGGAGAAGAGAAUUACAAGGGGAGUGUAAGUGGACAAAGAACUUAAUUGUCAAUGGCGCCUUGUUUUUAAGACUGUUUUUCAGAAACAAAUUGAGUCCCUUGGUGUGAAUGCCUCGAGCUGAUUCCAGCUAUGUCAGCUGGGACAGAAUAUUAUAUGCCAGAACAAUAACUAGGUUUUUUCCAAGUAUUUUCUCAACUGAACAAAAUUAACUCUCACUUUAAGUCUCAUAAUAGCACUUUCCUACCAACUGUGAAAAAAAUUCUAUUCUUGUUUCAUUUUUUUUUGGUUUUUUUAAAUGUUCAAGUAUGUUUUUAGUAUGUCAUUUAUGUUGUGUUUUUAUCAGGGUUGAUAUAGGAUGUUGUGGGGGUGAUGCUUGUGUAAGUGUUGGUCUCAGCUCCAGUCACUGGAACAGACCAUUUUUAAAUGAUUCUUGCUAAUGGUUUUUUUAUUUGUAUUUUUUAUUUUGCAUAGGUGACUGUGUUUUACAUACUGUUUGAAAUAAAACAGGUUUUAUCAUUUCUGUGUAUCCUUGCUGAGAAGAGUUAAUUUGUUAGUAAUUCAUGUUUUUUGGGGUUGUUCAUGUCAGGUGGGAGCACCGCUUAACGUU